This is a messenger RNA of Carcharodon carcharias (great white shark), 3000 nucleotides long. It is a transcript of the gene aplp2, whose product is annotated as amyloid beta (A4) precursor-like protein 2. Gene Ontology annotation, biological process: axonogenesis; central nervous system development. The transcript is spliced from 18 exons. The record is from RefSeq and is a predicted model, not a curated record. Lineage: Eukaryota; Metazoa; Chordata; Chondrichthyes; Lamniformes; Lamnidae. The coding region runs from base 84 to 2366 and encodes 760 amino acids. Gene Ontology annotation, cellular component: membrane. Gene Ontology annotation, molecular function: heparin binding; serine-type endopeptidase inhibitor activity; transition metal ion binding.
CGCACUGCAGUGAGCGCGCAUGCCGGGAGCACGCAAAGGGGAGCGUGUGUCGUUCUGUGAGCGUGCGCGGCGGGAGCGCGCAUAUGGGGAGUGUGCGCAGUCUGGUCCAUAGGCUCGGGGCGCAGGGGGACGAAGUGCAAUCGGGAAUCGGGAGGAUGAUGGCUGCCGGCGCACUGCUCGCUCUCUUGCUGCUGGUGGCAGCGCCCGCCCGGGCCGCCUAUGUCGAGGCAUUAGCAGCCAAUACUGGAGCUGGAUUUGCAGUGGCGGAACCACAGAUCGCUAUGUUUUGUGGGAAGCUAAAUAUGCAUGUCAAUAUUCAGACUGGAAAAUGGGAGCCUGAUCCUUCAGGGACCAAAAGCUGCUUAGAAACCAAGGAAGAGAUUCUGCAGUAUUGUCGAGAGGUUUAUUCAGAGCUUCAAAUUACUAAUGUGGUGGAAGCGAAUCAACCAAUCAGCAUUGAGAACUGGUGUAAAAAGGGAAAGAAACGAUGUCGAGGUCAUACUCAUCUGGUGAUUCCUGUUAAAUGCCUGGUGGGCGAGUUUGUGAGCGACGUGCUACUGGUCCCAGAAAAAUGCAGGUUCUUCCACAAAAAACGAAUGGAUGAAUGUCGGAGUCAUCAACACUGGCAGACUGUUGCCAAAGCGGCUUGUGCUGCUGAGUCUAUGAUUCUCCAUACCUAUGGAAUGUUGCUUCCUUGUGGCAUCGACAAGUUUCAUGGUACCGAGUACGUUUGCUGCCCUCAAAACAAAAUAGAUGAUGUGAACUUUGAAAAUUCUGACCUUCAGAAUCCGGAUGAAGAUGAGGAGGACGAAAUUGCUGAUGCAAGCAAAGAGGAGUCCACUGAAGUAGAGAAAAUGGCUAUUGAAGAGGAGGAGCCGGUGGAUGAACUGGAUUAUGACUAUUCUGAAGAAGAUGAAGAUGAAUACACUGAUGACUGGGAGGAGGAAAGCAGUGAGGAAGAUUUGUACAAAAAGAAUCUUGUCAAUGAUGUGAAAGUUGUCUGCUCACAGGAGGCUAUGACUGGCCCCUGUCGGGCCAUGAUGCCUCGCUGGUAUUUCAACAUCAACAAGAAGAAAUGUGUUUGGUUCGUCUACGGAGGUUGUGGAGGCAACAGAAACAAUUUUGAGUCCGAGGAGUACUGUAUGGCUGUGUGUAAACAAAUGAUUCUGUCAACCCCUCAACCAACAGAUGAGGUGGAUGUUUAUUUUGAGACACCUGCAGAUGAAAAUGAACAUGCUCGUUUCGCGAAGGCUAAACAGCAACUGGAGGUCCGACAUCGUGACCGUAUGGAUAAGGUAAGAGAAGAGUGGGAAGAAGCUGAACGACAAGCAAAGAACCUGCCAAAAGCAGAGAGACAGCUGUUGGUUCAGCAUUUCCAGAACAUGGUUGAGGCUCUGGAGGAAGAGGCAGCCACUGAGAAGCUGCAGUUGGUUGAGACUCAUCUUGCUCGAGUUGAGGCCUUGCUAAACGACCGUCGUCGUGUUGCUUUGGAGAACUACCUAUCUGCAUUACAGGCAGAUCCACCACGUCCUCACCGUAUCCUGCAGGCCCUGAAGCGUUAUAUCCGUGCAGAGCAGAAGGAUCGGCAGCAUACUCUUGGACAUUACCAGCAUGUCAUGGCUGUAGAUCCAGAGAAAGCAGCACAGAUGAAAUCUCAAGUGGUGACCCACCUCCAUGUUAUUGAGGAGCGGAUGAACCAGAGCCUCUCCCUGCUUUACCAGGUGCCGUUUGUUGCUGAGGAAAUCCAAGAUGAGAUUGAUGAGCUACUCCAGGAGCAACACUUUGGUAUGGAUCAACUUGCUUCCAGCUCUGAAAGCCAAACUGCUUUUGAUUCUGUAGAGGCGCCAUUCAUUGAUGGCAAACCAUUCCGGCCUUUUCAGGUUAAGACCAUGCCUGCUAUCACUGAUGUACAAGGCACAGUGCCGGACUCAUGGCCAGCAACUAAGAAAGGUUCUGGGAUGAUUGAUCCUGAAGGACUGGUGCCUGACGAGAAUGCAAUCGGCAGCAAUGAGAACAAUGUUAAUGGGAAUGUGGUGAUUGACGAGAGCUUUGACGUGAAAGAAAUGAUUUUCAAUGCAGAACGAGUCAGUGGUGGAGACGAUGACAUGGACACGGAUGGGAAUUUGCAAGAUGGCUUCAGCUUAAGUAGCAGUGCUCUUAUUGGAAUGCUGGUGAUUGCAGUUGCUGUAGCCACAGUAAUUGUCAUCAGCUUGGUGAUGCUACGCAAGAGGCAAUAUGGUACCAUCAGCCAUGGAAUUGUAGAGGUUGAUCCCAUGUUGACCCCAGAGGAGCGCCACCUGAACAAGAUGCAAAACCAUGGGUAUGAAAACCCAACCUACAAGUAUCUGGAGCAGAUGCAGAUCUAACACCAGAUGAUAAAUUGGGCCAAACACAGCACAUUCAGCCAAUCUUCCAACUACUGAUCUAUAACAUUAGAGGUCUCCAUUUCACAUACACAAUUCAGAGUGUAAAACACUUAUUACUGUAGAUUGUAAGAUUCCCAUUCUUUUAAAUGGGCUUGAAAUGUAAUACACAAUAUAUAUGAUGUAUAAUCGUAAGAAAAUCUAUUACCUGAUGAGAACUAUGAUAUAGUUGUUUCCUUUUUAAAAUUAUUUUAAAUCAGUUUUAUUUGUGUGUCACAAAGAUCUAUAUAUAGAGGCUGUAGAUUUCUACCUAAUGGAGCACCGUAUAUGAAGGGGAUUUGUACUGAUUUAUCUCAUGGAACCUGCAGGAUUUUUUGCUGUAAACUACAUUUAAAUGGUUAACACUGUGAUAGGCAGCUGAAACCAGGAGGUGAUGAUUCCAUUUUUCAUUGUGCGUCUGUGUGAUUGUAAAUUCACGUCGCAUUUCCUGAGGUUCUGGAAACCUGUGGCUCGUUUCCCCUGCACAUUCCUUAUUUGUUCUGUCAAACUAUGCACAUUUUUCAGUUGUAUUACUGCGGUAGCUUUAAAUUGCAGGGCUACUGAGCGCAAACUCAUCAAUAAACACUACUUCCAGAAA